Molecule: messenger RNA, 1733 nt
Organism: Trichoderma harzianum CBS 226.95
Lineage: Eukaryota; Fungi; Ascomycota; Sordariomycetes; Hypocreales; Hypocreaceae
Exons: 4
Coding region: 80-1402 (440 amino acids)
Biological process (GO): transmembrane transport
Molecular function (GO): transmembrane transporter activity
Source: RefSeq, a predicted model, not a curated record
CUUUAGUCGUCUUUUAAUGACAAACCCCAAAGCACACUCUUUUGGUCUUUAACAUUUGUUCCCCCUUUCUAAAAUCACAAUGACGGUUGUGCAAAAUUUUACCAGCGAUGACGAGACGGUAGAUCAAGUCGGAACCCCUAUUUCAGAAGAAACGAUUGAAAACACCGGUGUACAAGAACAACCACUACGAGGUGAUGAGCACGAUGGCGGAUACGGCUGGGUAUGCGUUGUGUGCCAACUGAUGAUUACAGCGAGCACGUGGGGAGUCAACGGUGCUUUCGGCGUAUAUCUCACUCACUACAUCUCGACAAACGCCUUCCCAGGGACAUCAGAAAUCGCCUACUCCUUCAUCGGCGGUCUCUCCCAGUCUCAGAUCCUCCUCAUCGCUCCUCUCGUCACACACGCCACCAGAAGGUUUGGAACCAAGCCUCCCCUACUUAUGGGUGCCAUCAUGGAGGCAGGCGCUCUGAUCGGAGCAAGCUUCGCUACGCAGUCAUGGCACCUCUUUCUCUCUCAGGGGUUGCUGUUUGGCUGGGGCUGUUCAUUCUUGUACAUCGGUACCAUUGGCAUUAUCCCCCAGUGGUUUCACCGGAGAAAGGGCAUUGCAAACGGAAUUGCUGCUGCAGGAAGCGGUAUUGGAGGUCUCAUCUACAGCUUGUCCACGGAAGCCAUGAUUUCCAACAUUAGUGUCGCCUGGGCAUUUCGCAUCACAGCCAUCUGCACCGCUGCAGUCAACGUCAUUUGCAUUAUCCUGAUCAAGGACAGGAAUAAGCACAUUCAACCUACUCAGCGCGCGUUUGAUUUUGCCCUUUUCAAACGGUCUGAGCUUCUCCUCAUUUCGACGUGGAUGUUCCUCAGCAUUAUUGGAUACACAUGCGUUUUAUUCUCGCUUCCAGACAAUGCUGUUCGAAUUGGCCUUACUGCUCACCAAGGCUCUAUCCUGGGAGCUCUGGCUAACCUUGGAAUGGCCAUUGGUAGACCCAUUGUGGGCUACUUCAGUGACCGUGUGGGAAGAUUAAACAUGGUGAUAGGGGCAACAACCUUGGCAGGAAUAUGGUGCUUAUGCCUCUGGACAUCUGGCACGUCGUAUUCGAUCCUGCUUGCAUUUUCCAUUAUUGGAGGUACAACAAUUGGCACAUGUUGGGCUAUGGUUGGACCUAUGCUAGCUGAUGCCUUUGGAAUGAAGCUUCUCCCUUCUGCACUAUCAAUAGUUUGGACGAUUUCCGCCGUUCCAUCAGCCUUUGCCGAGGCCAUGGCCCUAGGACUCCGACGAUCGCACUCCCCAGUCUACCUAGAUGUCCAGAUCUUCUCCGGCUGCAUGUUUAUUGGAGCAGCAUUAUUUUUACUGCCGAUGAGAUUCAAAAAGAGGAUCGAAAGUGUGAUGGCAUCGGAGAAGCAAUAAGACAACCACGACUUAUACACGACUUAUACCCGACCAUUGCUGAGACCGAACAUCGAUUCAGAGUUGGCUAUUUACAGCGCUACUAGAAGAUAAUACACGACAUAGACCAAUAUGACAGAAGACGAAAAGAUAUAGAGACAUAUACAAUGGAAAAAUUGGAGGAAUUGAAGAGAAGGCCCCCUUGGUAAUUUUUGAAUACAUGUAUUACGGGGACAUUGAUUUGAGAUGAAAAGGAAGCACCAAUAGAGGCGUCAAAUUUAAUGACAGUCAUAGUUAAUAUAGAUGUAUAUAAAGUACUACACAACAUUCAUUCGGUAACUCAUAACCUGAG